Molecule: messenger RNA, 10208 nt
Organism: Bursaphelenchus okinawaensis
Lineage: Eukaryota; Metazoa; Nematoda; Chromadorea; Rhabditida; Aphelenchoididae
Source: the annotation of a GenBank genome assembly
AUGGCCGCGCGGAAUCAGGCGGCCGCGAGUGCUUAUGGGCUCGCGGCCCACCCGACUUAUGACGAUUCGGCCUCAACUUCAGCGGCCAAUUCACCCGCCGAAUCCGUCGAUAAUGAACAGUUACGGAAGGCUUUAGCUGACGUAGGUUUAAAAUUUUUGAAAUUUGGUAUGAAGUUUAGAAAAGUCGUGGAUUUGGGAUUUUUCCUCCCUAAUUUGAAGAAAAAAUCGAUUUUUCGGUCGAUUUUUUUAGAACUUCAAAAAAUUAUAGAAUUUGUUUAUGUUUAGGUAACAUUUUGAGGAAAAGAUUUUUAAGAAAAAAAUCAUUUUUUCAAAUUUUAGGUACCAUUUUGAAAAAAUUUUAUUUUUUUUUAAAGUUUAGGUAACAUAUUAAUUAAUAAAUCAAUUUUUCUUACAUUUUAGACAACGUUCCGACUAAAAAUUCAAUUUUUUCUAAUUUUGGGUAACAUUUCUAAAAAAAAUAAUUUUUUUUAAAUUUUAAGUAACAUUUUGAAGAAAAAAUUGAUUUUUUCUAAUUUUAGGCAACAUAUCGAUCAAAAAAUAAUUUUUUCUAAUUUUAGAUAACAUUUCGAAUGAAUAAUCGAUUUUUUCUAAUUUUAGGUAACAUUUUGAAAAAAAGUCUCUUUUGUUUCGUUCAACAAAAUUAAAAAACUGCCAAAAUAUUGCCUUUUAAAAAUAAAGAGCUCAAAAAGAUGCCUUGAGGCCUCUUUUUCCUAAAUUUUACUUCCAAAAACAUAAUGUUUAUCUUCAAAACAACUUGAAAAGGGAAAAGCAAGAGCUUUUUGAUAAUAAGAUUUGGUCUGGUCAUAAAAUCCAUAGCUUUCCUCGAAGAAAAAAGGCGAAAUUUUAUAUCUUGUUUACAUUUUUUUUAUCAUCUUUGUUAUGGUCAAAGUUUUAAAGUAAAGUUUUUUUCUAUAGGAAGUGGUAAUAAUGUAGUAGGGUUUUUAUUAGGAUACCUACAUUGGCCCCAGGGCAUGGAUUUUGGGACAAUUUUUAGGUCGGCUUGGUUAAUGACCACAGUUUUUAGACCACCCUUUUUAUAUGAGUUGGCUAUGGCUAAAUUGUAAAGUCGGGUAGGGUAUCGAAAUGGUAAGGCGCUUGUAUGGCUAGGAAAAAACUUUUAGAAGGGUAAGACAUCGGGUAGUAUAAGCUAGAGUAGAACAUAUCUUAAAAUGGCUUUUCCUACUCUUGCCAUAGCCAAACCUUGCCAUAACUAAGCAAUAGCCUUACCAUAUCGCAGCCUUAGUCGUCCCAUGGUAUGGUAGAGGGUGGGUAGGGUCAAUUUGGUCAUGAUGAGUCGGGAAGGGUAGUGAGAAUUGACAAUUCAACCCAAGCCUUACCCAUACUCUGCUAUUGCCUUACCCUGUACUUAACUUAUUUCUACCCUGCCCCCUCUAUACCCUAAUUCACCCUACCCAACCUGACUCUACUGUUUUUGUCCUACCCUACCCAACUCUACUGCUCUAGUCUACAUUGUUUGCUUUACCUUAACCUACUAUACCUUACCAUAUCGUACUCUACCCUACCCUGCCCAACUUCCUACCAUACCCUUUCACAUACGUAGCUCUAGAACGGCCCUGCCGUGCCGUUCCAAAAACCCAUCGCCCAAAGCCCUUUGUUUACUAUCAAGUGUGUCAAUCGUCCUUCGAUGACACGCCGCACCGUGUUCUUUCGCCUGUUUCCAUCAAUCAGAACUAUGUUACGGUUUUGCACGCAUUUUUUGAAUCAGCUCGGCAUAAGUGGCGCAUUAAUUAAGUCCCCCUUUCUCGGAUUUUCUUAUAGGCAUGCGCUCUUGAAUUGAAUCUCAUCUUGGGCGUUCGCUUUUCGAGGGGGGAAUGAUGGAUGGGGUGAUGGAUAAAUGAACUUGGUUUAGCUAAAUUUUUGGAAUUUUACAGGCUUCAAUCAUUUUUAAGAUAAUGUAUAGCUAGGCUAGGGUAAUGUUUGUAUAUAGCCAGGCUUGACUAUGACAAGAGCUUGGCUAUGGCAAGAGCUUGGCUAUGGCAAGAGCUUGGCUAUGGCAGGAGCUUGGCUAUGACAAAAGCUUGGCUAUGGCAGGAGCUUGGCUAUGACAAAAGCUUGGCUAUGGCAGGAGCUUGGCUUAGGGCUUGGCUUACGGCAAGGCUAGGGCUUGGCUAUUAAUGUUUUAACCACAAAAUUCAAAGUUCAGUUCGUACGCCAAUUCCAAAAGGUUAAUUCGAUGAAAAACCUUGUAUUUUGAUGCCUAAAGUUCAAAAAAACCAAAAUAUUGACGUACCUAAUGCACCUUUAUAUAACUUUUUUCUCUAAAUCAAUUUUCAUUUAUAUUACCCUGCCUUGAAAAAACUCUUAAUUUAUAUUAUUCCCCCCGUCAAAAACACAUUAAAAACUGUAAAAUGGUUAAGUAAAAGCGGAUUAGAACGGGUGGAAACUAACUAGACCGCAAAUUAACUGUAAAUUCGAGGCGAAACAGAAGGCCCUUCCUUUUGUAACGCUCAGACAAACGAGGGUUGUUUUACUUUGCUAUGUUAAUAUUGGGUAUUGAGUCGAUUUUUGGGUAAAAAUUUUAUUUUUUAUUCGAUUUUUGGAUAAAAACUGCUUUUUCUGUCGAUUUUUUAUGAAACAUUGCCGUUUUCUUUAAGUAAACUCAUUGUUUCGUCGAGUUAACUGUCAUUAUUUAAAGUAUAUUGAUCUCAAAUUCAUCGUUAAUUUGCAGCAAACCUAAUUUAUUUAAUUUGACGUCUAUUAUGAACAAUAAUAACAUGCUAUAGCGGCUUGAAUGGAUCCAAUUAGCGAGAAGAACGCUUUGGACUUUAUGACCAAACGCACGGUGAACUUUUAACCUGAAUAUUAGGGGUUUUGAUACCUAAACAGGUUCAAAAUUAGAGUUUAGCUGUUGAAUUGCUUCACAAUUUCAAUUUGCUACCUAAAAUUUAAAAUUUAAUUGAUUGUUACCUAAAUUUAAACUUUUUUAAAAUUGUUACCUAAAAACUUAAAUCUUUUCAAAACACCUCCUAAAACUCAAAACCUAUCCUUCAGUAAUAAGUUAUACUAACUAUUAAUCCAUUUCAGAAAGACCAAGAACUAGAAUACGUCGCGAUUCUUGGCAAUUCCCUUCUCGAACAGAACCGUGAGCUACAGGAACGGUAAGCGCACGGUAAUGUGUUAAUGUGCGAGUUUUUAGAAACGAGUUCCUUGAAGAGUCCCUAACUGCCAGUAAUGACUGUAUUCAACAGCUCAAACAUCAAUUACAACAGCGAAGCGAUCUACUCGAAGCAUAUUCUGAGUAUGAUGAACAACGACGGAAUUCGCCGACGGAUAAGUAAGUUAUUUGAGGUUGUAAACAUGAAAUUAGAUAUAAAAAUACUGUAUCAGCCCUCAACGCAAAAUAUUUUUCAAGUAGCAUUGUUAUAAUUUUGAUCAUUUCUUAGUAAACGGAAGUUUGCGUUUGGCCAUGAAUAACAUCCCUAAUAUCAAAUAUUUUCCACUUUCCUAUUUAUGUUAGACAGCCAAAAUUGAUCACAAAAUGUUCUCAAUGCCUUGAUAAAGCUCUACUAAGAAUAUCAGAAGCUGUAGAAGAGCAGAACUUAUAGAAAUAUUAAGUUAAGUUAUCAGCGACAAUAGAUCACGUUUAAGAUCAGAUAACUUGAAUGCCUUUCAUCCACUUGACCAGAAAUUCACCCUAAACAUUCAAAAAAAACAAAGAAAAGAUACAAACCGUUAUUUCAGAUACAAUCCUGCAUUUGUCGAACGUCUACAAGCACGGGUAAAGAAGUUGGAAGACGAGAAUGAAGUGCUCAAAUGCGAAACCAGCCGUCUGAACACAGCCGCCGUGGAAUUGGAAGAUCGGACUGAAGACCGGGUCAAAGACUACUUGGAUCAGCUAGAACGAGCUAAUUACAAGGUAAAUUUCACAAAAUUUAACUGCAAAUCUUUUAAAAAUAACGAAAAGCCAUGAAAAGACUUAGUGUAAAUAUUGAUUUUGAAGUAAUUUAUAGUUUUAGAAGUUUUUGUGUGUUUAAUGCCAUUUUUUGUGUAAAUCCAAGUUUCUUUAAGUAAUUUAAAACUACCAGAUUGAAAUUUAAUAACUUUAAAGCUAAUUUAUAUCGUUUUAGAUCAGUCGACUUCAAAAACAGCUCAAGGACAAGACGAACGAAUGUGCCGAGCAAGAUCAAAAGAUUCAACACUUCUUGAAAGAGAUUUCCAGUCGAAAAAAGAACGAAAAACGACUGGAUGAAGAGAAUAUGGAUUUGAGAGAAGAGCUGACCGAUGCUAUACGAACUCACGAAGAAUUGAAGCUCGAGGUGGAGCAGCUCAGCGAACGUUAUGUUGAGGUAGCUGGUCUUUUGACGGAGACCAAGGAUGAGUUGAGCAUUCUGAAAAGCAAGCAAAUGUAAGGGAUUUUAAAGGUUUUUAGAAGGUUUUAGGUUAAUUUUUAUUGGUAUUGAUUAUGGUUUAGUUGAUUUUUGAGGUCAUGAAUAAGGUUAUAUUGAGGUAGAUUAUAAAAUGAAAUAAUUUGAUUGUGAUUGAUGUAAAUGUUCUUAAAUUGAUUGGAAUUAAUGUAAAUGCUUUUGAAAGUUGAUAAAAAGGCUUGAAGACUAAUUUUCUUAUUUACAGAGGCAGUUGGGGCUCAUUGUACGAUUCCUUGGCCAGCGAGCUCGAAGCUUCAGAUUCCGGCUUCUACAACACUCCGAUGAUUUCAGCUCGGUCUGAUUCACAAACCUCAACAAAUGACUCUUAUGGUCCAAUCUCUCUACAACAAGAGUUCGAUCGGUUGGAGCCGAUUGCUGAGCAACCAUGUUGUUCUACGGCCACGGUAGCCGAGAAUCUGUCGUUUGAGAAGAAGACUACAGGCGAGUCUUCUGAUGAAGGUUUCUCCUAUUACGACAUGCCUUCUAAAGCUGUGUUAUACGCUGUGCGUAGAUCGAUCAGUACGGAACGGAGAAGGCGGAAAAGUCCAUCACAUACGCCGUUCUCAACUCCAAAUGAGAGUAUCGAUGAUGGUGAAGAUAAAAGAAGGCCGAAUACGCUACAGUUGUGUUCACAUCCAUCUAUUGGGUAUUUGGAACCUGUAGCGGAGCAAACACCGUUGAAUGACGAUGGAAAUUUAGAGAUUCAGAAGGCUAAAGGGCUAUUAGUUGGUCAAAAUGGUGGUUUGGUGGCUAAAACGAUUGAUUCUGAAGCUAAAGUUGAUGAAAUUUUGCAAAACCAGGUGUUAUUUGAUGAAGAAAAGACUGUAGAAGAUGUUAAAGGCAUUGAGAUUCCGGUACCAUCACUAAAAUUGGCAGAAUCUUCUUCACCAUCAAAGACCUACCGCAAUCAGUCGUGUUCUCCAAUUCAUUUUGAUAAAAUUGAUCCGCCCAAAGAUCCAAACCCGCCAGAUGAGCCAACACCACGUCCACAGACCUGUCUACCUUAUUCUGGAGCCACAUCGUAUAUGCCGAAUUCGGAAACAUCGAAUCAGGCUUCAGAUUCUAGCAUAAUGUCAGAUGAUGAGGAUGCCAACGAUGAGGUGAAGAUGUUAACUGGAGUUGAUACCAAGGCCAUCAAGAGGGAGAUGAUGAGACAGGCGGCUUUGAAUGAAGCUGGAAUCUCAGAAGAUGGAGAUGGAAGGAUUCUGGAAGGUGACGAUGCGAAAAGGGAUUCAGAAGGCAAUGUUUUGGGGCUUGAACCUGAGGGUUUGGUGCUACAAUCUGGCGUUUUUGGUCAAGAAGAAGGUGUUUCUGGCCCAGAAUCAGGCGUGCUACGAUCCACCGACAUUGGUCGUUCUUCAUCAACUAUCUGGAAGUCAGAAUCUACUCUAAGAAGGCCCUCGUACGUGUCAUUAGCUACAAAAACCAAAGACACGACAGAUGCUAACUCAAAAGAAGAAGACGAUGACGAUCUGACUCCACGAACUCUCGAGCUCUUGAACAACUACAAAGGUCCAAGACUAGGCGAGCCAGGCCGACCAGGUACCAAAGACCUCGAGUUCAGUCUGAAGCGGAUGGAAGUCAGGAGAAAGGUAAAGAACACGCCUAACCACUCGCUUUGUGUUGUCGCUGUAAGUGUUUCAGCGUGGUGUUUGUUGCUAUAUUAACAAAUUUGAAUAUUGUCCCGUGUGCUGUGGUUGUGUGGAUUAAAAAUGUUGGUUUUUAGGUAAUAAAAGGGGUAGAAAGCUUGAAAAAUUGAGGUAAAAGUCCGUUUUUUAGGUAUAAAUGGGUGGAAAAUGGGGAUAUAAGAAUGUGUUUAGGUAUUAAAAGGGUUAAAAAGGCUGGAAAAUGAUAGUAAAAGGCUAUUUUAGGUAUAAAAAGGCUGAAAACAUGAAACAUUGAGCUGUAAAAGGCUGUGUUAGAUAGGAUAAGAUGGUAAAAUCAGAAAAAAUAGGGGGAAUAAGCAGAUUUUUAGGUGUAAAAGGGCUGACAACAUGAAAAAAUAGGAAAAUGUGAGUGUUUAGGUAUAAACAGAUAUAGAAAAAUGAAAAAAGGACAAUAAAAAUGAUAAUUUUAAGCCUAAAAGUUAGGUUUUUGGAGAAAAAACCAGAGUUUCAGGCUAAAAUUCGCCUGUUUUUCUCAUUUUUCGGACGUUGUUAUACCUAAAAUUAAAUUUGAAGUGACAAUAAUAUGUUUUUUGGAUACCCUGUCGUGCUUCUAUUACGCUUAAAUUCGAUAAUAUUGCACCUCUACGCACUUUGCUAACAAGUCUUCUAAAAAGCACUAACAAUAACAUUUUUCAAAUUUUAACUUUUGAUAACGAAUGCUAUGAUAAGCAUAUGGGUUUUAGAAAAUGGAUGGAGUAAUGCAUUGGCAGGGUAAAUAAAUUAAAAUGGAAUUAGGAUCUUUUUGGAAAAUUGGAGAUUUCGAAAAAUCAACAGGGGGGACCAAGUAAAAUAUUUUUGAAAUUUUUUUUUCGAAAAUUGGGUUUUAAUUGUCAUUGUUAGCACUACUAUUUCAACUCAACUUACUUUUUUAGCACUGAAUUGUAAUUUUUUUAAUUCAAAAUUUUUUCAAAAAAAAAAUUUUGAAAAAAUCAAGUUCAAUACUUUUCGAAAAAAAACUUUUUUUUUGAAAAAAAGAGGUUAAAUUUGUGUUUUUAUUAGUAAUUUUAACAAUAUAUCAAAGGGUUUGCAAGAAAAUGUGGUUUUGUUUUGACAGAAUUCUGAAUUUUCAAAAAAAAAUUGAAAAAAUCGAUCAACAGAGGGGGGGGACCAAUUUCAAUAUUUUUCAAAAAAGUUUUUUUUUCGAAAAAGGGGAUUUGAUUUGCCAUUUUCAAACAGAUACUUCAAUGUUCUUUUAGAAUUUUUUUGAAAAAGUCAAUUUUGUUUUGGCAGAAUUGAAUUUUUUUCAAAAAUUCAUAAAAAAGUCAACAGGGGGGGGACCAAUUUCAAUAUUUCUCAAAUUAUUUUUUUAAAGACCCCCUUUCCACACAAUUCUAACCACGCCUGCCAUUGUAUUUUAUGUGAUUUUGGUUGUUGUUGCAUUUCACGUGGACGUCUUUGUGUUUUUAGCCCGCCGACGGCCGGAACGUUUGGCCGCGCCGCUCGCGUACCCAUUCAGCACCGUGCUGCAUCGAAGUGGACCUGCUUCGCAAUUGUAUCCGGAUUGAGAAGGGAGCCGGCCUGGGCCUGAAUCAGUUCAUUCGGCAUGGAAAUGACAGGUAUCGUAUUCCGUUCGUUCUGCUCACACUAAUCCGCGCCACCAGGACAUUGCACUUGCUCGGCAUUCUGACUGCACACUAGCUUUUUCACUUUUCAUAUUCACUUUGGGAAACUUUUGCCUGUUAUUCUACUAAAGAAGACGUAUAUUAAUGUUAGAUCACAAUAUGAUAACAUUACGAUGCUUAUCACACCCGUUAUUUACCAAACAAUAGACCUAAUACCUACUACGAUAUAACCCAAGGACCAAAUAACAUUUUUUGAAAAAGAUGGUCUUAUUUUGUACAAAAAGACUUACUUUAUUAUUUUCUAUUGCUACAUAACAUUUUUCUUUGGCUGAACGGAAGAUAUGACAAGUUACAGUACGAAGUUUGAAAUUUUUGAAAUUUUGCCGCUUUUAUCCCCUGAAAUGUCAAAUCUUAUGUGUUGUGAGUGAAAGUUGUAUCAAAGUACACAAAAAAUGUAUUUUAUGGCGUUUUGUUACCUAAAAUUUCAAUUUGUUUGUUUUUAAAGCGUAAAAAAAGUUCUGUCGUUUUUUACCGUGCAAGUCAAUGUAAUUUGACGACAAAACUUUUUUAAGGCCCCUAGAGGAGGCUGAAAUUUUAAACAAUAGAUUUUUAGUUGGUUUGUUACCUAAAUUUUCAUUUUUUUUUGUUUUUAAAGCGCUAAAAAAGUCUUGUCGUUUUUUAUCGUUGAAACUACUCUAAAUUGACGACAAAACUUUUCUAAAGCCCUUUAGUUUGAGCCAAGGUUAAAAAACGUAAGCUAAUCUUAGAGUUACUAGUCCAGACUACUGUAUUUUUCCCAUUUUCCCCCAAAAAUAGCACCGUGCACCAGUGUAUCGUUUGUUUCCCAUGUUGUUUUAGUGUCUGUACCCUAUAUUUUAUGAAAUUAUUGUGCGCAUUGUCCUGUGGAUCAUUUUUGUUUUAUCAUUUGUGCUAGAAAAGUUGUUAGUUUCGGUCAAAAACUUUGUAGAAUAGAGUUUUAAAGAGAAAAAGCUGUGUUUUCAUCGGUUUUUUGGCCAAAAAAUGAUGAUUUUGGUCUUAAAAGGUCAUUUUAGGAUGUAUUUUGAAAGAUUUUCACAAACUAUGAGGUUUCUACAAACUUUUUGACUAAACUAAAUCAAAAAAUUUGAAUAAUGAAUGUCGAAAUUUCAGAUUGAAGACGAGUACGAACGGUUUCGGCAACGUCGAGGUCUGGGACCAUCAAAGGCACUGUUCUGUACCAUUCGCCAUGUGGAAAAGGUACCAUUUUGUCUGGAAAUUUAAUUUUUGACAAUUUUCAUCUAGGCUAUGUUUUUAAAAAAUAAAUUUUUAAAAAUUUAAAAAUUUAAAAAUUUUUUUUUUCAAAAAUUAAAUUUUCAAACGAAAAAUAGCCUAGGAUUGAAGUUUAAGCCAAAAAACCCUUAGGGCAUUUACCAAAAACUCAAUUUCAAACUCAAAUUUCGGCUCAAAAUUGAGUUUUUAAAAAUUCGGCCUAAGGCAUAAUAAAUGACGUCUAAAAAUUUCAGUCGAAACUCUACGGCCCUACUACUCAGCCUGGUACCGUGGCAGAUCCUACUGGUCGUGUGGAACUGGUGGGCCAACCAACAUCACCUCUUACCCACCCCCAAAACCCCCGCCAACGAGGACUGGAUCCAGCAGGUGUAUUGGUGGGUAACCCUGCCCUAGGCUACGGCAACUGGAUCUCGAUUGGAGCAGCGAAUGCCAAGUUGACUCAAAAUUCGAUAAGAAACUCGAAUUUCAUACCUAAUUCAAUACCUACAACAACAUCGGCCCAUAACUUCAGUCAAUAUGAUUAUUUGGGUGAGGCCAUGAAUAAUAUCCAAAGCAGAGCCCAAAACCCACGCCCAAUCACCAAAAGCUACUCGUUUGGACUGCUCAGUCGAAUGCCCGGGCCACAAAUGUCUCGGCUAGGCCUGGAUGGAGCGGUCUUGGCCAAUGAAAAGGAUGGAAUAGCUAAUAAAGCGGCCGAACAUGGAGUUGAGCUAAGGCGAAGGACCUUCAGUCCGGAUGCCAAACUUUGUGAUCAAUCUCUACAUGGUUUGGUAGAUCGACCAGUCGAUCAUAAUGCCAAUCCAGAUGGUUUCGAGCCCAUUGCUAGCCAAAAUUCAAGACCAAUCACCCUCGAAACCCUUAAUUCGAUGGGUCUAACCAACAAAAAACAACGCCCAACAAGCUGGAUCGGCCCAGAAAGCUGGAUACCCACCGCCAAUCCCGCUAACUGGUUAGCCUCUUUCUUUACAGGAUCGGAAAGCCCAAAACAACAAGCUCAUCACAAUGGAAAUGGCCAAAAACAGCAUCAAAAACCAUCCGAAGUCAAUAUCUCGAACAGGAAACCAUCGGAAAUCCAGCCUCCUCCAGCCAAUCCCAUCCCACCGACCGGUCGCAAAUCCAAAGAUUUCACAUCAACAGGCCUUCUACUAUCUACAAGCCAAAAAUUAGUCCAGUCUGAAGUUAGGAAUCAAGAAAAAAUGGCAAAAAUUCCCACUUCGAAGCCGAAUUUCGCCGGUUUCGCGAUGCCAACGAUAAACAACUCGAUUCUGGAUCGUAGCGCUUUGCUACGGAAUCGGCCUGGAUAA